AUGCCUGGAGAAAAAUUCACCAAUUCAAGUGUUAGCCGUGGGAAGACCACUUUCCCGAAGACCCAGGCAGAACAAGAAAGUGUCGGGGUUCGAUGGGACUACGAUGGAGAGGUCACCAAAGCGGAUGUGGUUUACCACAAGUUCCAGAUGCAGCCAAACGCUGGGAAAGUCCCCUCUUCGAUCAAAACAUGGAGGGAAGGCCAUGGUGGGACACAUGCAGUCAUGGCCACUGCCCUGGUCAAGAAAGACGGUUCGAAGGAAGAUGCAGAGAAGGGCUUGAACGACGCCGCAGCUUCAGUCCAGACUUGA
Messenger RNA from Penicillium canariense, 309 nucleotides. RefSeq lists its product as uncharacterized. Lineage: Eukaryota; Fungi; Ascomycota; Eurotiomycetes; Eurotiales; Aspergillaceae. The transcript has a single exon. The record is from RefSeq and is a predicted model, not a curated record. Bases 1 to 309 code for a protein of 102 amino acids.